UACAAUGUUUAAUUAUAUAGAUUAUUAUAAUUACUUACAAAAAAAAAUUAAUUAAAAAAUCAUGUAAUAUGUGAACUUUAUAACAAAUAAAAUAAUUCUCAACUACUUUAUUUAUCAAAUCAUUGUAGAACUUCUUUGUAUCUUUUUUUUUUUAGACAAUCUUCUUUGUAUCUUGGUUUCAUCUUUUUUACACCCACCCAAGUAACGGAGGGACUUACUCCACAUUUAUCCAAAAAGAAUAAGAAAAAAAAAAAACCAUCAUCCUCAACUUCUCAAGACCUCAACGCCAUAUUCGUUCUCCAAAACCCGCGAAAUGGUGAAAUUUUUUUGGCUCCAAUAUUUUUCUACUAUGAAUCAGCAGUUACUCCACGAUCCAGUUGUUGAUCUCACUAUACAGCACACUCAUCUUCUUAAUCGGUUAUAUACCUCCUUCGUUUCUACUCAGGUGAGAGUUAAUUAAGAGUAUGGAGUAUCUGUUUCGUAAUCAAUUAGUUGCUUUGCUCUCUACUCACACGGCUUCCUUUGCUUUUAUGAUUGGCAAGUGGGGUUUGAUGCCACCGAAUAAUUUGUUGUUUUCUGAAUUCUAUUUGUAAGUCAUUGUUGCCCCUUUUAUCUCUCAAGUGAAUUUAAUCUUUAUAACUGGUUAAUUUGAUGUUGGAUUUGAUUUUUAGAUGUAAUAUAUUCUAGGUUGUAUUAAUUUUAAUUGUUUGAUUGAAUUACUAGGAACUUUCUAAUUUCUGGUUGUUGUGGUUAUUAUGCUUUUGCUAAGGAGCCGCUAUAUGACUAUAAUUGGUUGAUGAUACAGAUAAUUUUGGUAGUUUUUUUUUUGGUAAAGAUUCUGGAUUUAAAUCUCAAUUAGUUUUAUACAAGAUACUCGUAUAUGAUAUGCCAAAUUACUUUGAGUUGGUAGUGAAAAUGGAGGUGAAAUUAGCUUUACUGGAGAAAUUCUUAAUUGUUGAGUUGUAUGUUUUUCCAUCUGUUGUCUAGAUCUGUCAAGGUGCAUGUUCUUGAUGAAAAUAUGCUGACAAAUUCUCAUUUUACUGUAUGAAGGUUAUCACUAUGCGGCCAAUAAGAUAGCUUCCUUACAAGGCCAACUUGAUAUAAAUAACUCAUCUAUUGUUAACAUUGUAAAUAAAUUGUACACAUUUCUACUUGUUAACAUGGUAAAUUGAAUAAUUUAAAUAAGGCAUCAAUUAAGUAAUCUAUAAUAGUUACUCCCAAUACCGUCUUUACUCUAUUAUUGUCUUGCUUUUAUAGAUUCAAAACCAUCUUAUUACCCAUAAGAAUCAGAAAAAAUUUCAAAAAAAUUCAAAUGAUUCAGGACUAUUUUUGCUGUUUCUGGUGUGUUUUAAGCAGCAUUUAGAGAUUUUGCUACUUUCUAAUCCCCAUUGCAUCUUAGUUUUUUAGUCUGGUGGUUUGGUUUGAACAUGAUACUUUGCUUGUGUUGUUUUUCUCUUUAUAGAUAAUCUUGCUAUAUUCCAGUCUUUACUCUUCAGAUCUUGCGUGUCUUUCCUUAGUAUUGCUUGAUUCAAGUGAUUUUGUCUAUACAUGUAUCAAUGUAAACGUUACAGAUCACAUUUAUCCUACUAAUAUCUGACAUAAGGUAAUUCAAAAUCUCGAUUGCAUAUGCUUGAUUAUAGAGAUUUUGUAAUGUGUUUAUGCUUUAAAUAUGCUUGAUUUUGAGAUAUAAAAUACCAUUAAUUGUUGUGUAAAAAGUUUGAGGAUUUCAUAGAGUUUGUGGUGAGAGUGUUUCCAACUUGUGUGAUAAUGUUGUUGGGUAAGAAACAGUAGUGCCUUUUGUUUUUGCAUGCUAUUAAUAUUGAGGUUGGGCCUAAGGAAGAUAUGCAUCUUAUGACUGGUCUUCACACAGUUGCUGAUAUCCAAUGUGCUGUUUGUUGACUAGUACUAGGGUGGUAAACUUGCGUGCUUUGUCACAAAAGUACAAAGAAGGGAAGUUCAUUUUAGAAGUCCAAAAUUGUCAACUACUAGGUUUUCUUUAUUCUUGGACUAGCGUUCAGCUUAAAAAUUAGAUAUACUUGCUAAGAAAAUGUGUGCUUGAACAUUAGAUAAUCUAAGAAAAACCAAAAACAUAAAAAUUUUAAAUUGAUUGCUAGGAUAAGAAAGCAUAUAAUAUAAUCCCUUAUCCAUAGGAACAAUCCAAAACAAAGAAUAUGCUAAAGAGUGAAGAACCUAUAAUCUAAAAAAAAAGGCCAAAAAAAUUUGCAUGACGAAUGAGCAAUAAAAUGACAGGAUAAAAAAAAAUUAUGAGAUUGUUAGAUGUGGCACAAAAUGCACAUAGUACAAGAUUCCUUUCUUUUAGUCUUGUUCACACCAUGAUCUUCAUUAUUGUCAAACUUGGCUUAAUUACCUUGGCCAACCUUCCGUGUUCUGACCUUUUUAGUUGUUUGGACCAGGUAUUGUUCCUAAUAUGCAGCACAUUAUAGUUUUAAUUUAAUUGAUGACUAUUAUUAACCAGAAUAUAUAUAAUUACCGCUUUGUUAUUGCUUUUCAUUUUGUACAAGCUUGCUUUUAUGAUAGCUCAUACAUGGUUAUUUUUCUUCUAUUUCAUUGAUUUAUUUUCACAUUUUAUUAGCUCCAAGUAUGACAAAGAAAAAAACCAGUAAGCUUGGAGCUAUAGGAGGUUCUGGUGAUCAACAUCUUGAAACUCAUGAACCAAGAAUUACAGAAUAUGAGAGGCUUAGAUCGGAAAGGAUUAAAGAAAAUAUGUCAAAAAUGCAAGAAUUAGGUUUGAAGGAUAAGGCCAUGUCACUGAUGGCGAUAGUACAAAAUAGUGGAGGCAAUUGUAGUAAGCAUAAAAUGCAUAACGUUUGUGCUGAAGAUGGGCUCUAUAGGCCUAACCAAGAUAUUGAUAUGGAGCAUGAGCUUGAUUCCUCUGAUGAAGAGUUAUUUAUUCCACAUUCUAAAAGUAAUCUCAAGUCGAGGACUAUUCCAUGGAAGGUUCUGACUCGAAAAGUAGUGACAGUAGCUUUGGCUUUUCGGAAACGUCGGCAGAAAGUUGAUUUGGCUUCUUCACAUGGUGGCUCAUCUACAUCGCAGCAACCUGUUGAAACGCUAGGAUCAGAAGUCGAACACUUAAAUCAGAACAAGAAUGAUAAAGAAAAUGGUGAAAAGGAUAAGCCUAGAAGAGGACCUACUAUGUGAGAAGAAGAACACUUAGGAAUUACUUUGAAUGAGCAUGGACAACCUGUUGGUCAUCAUGAUGACAAAACAUGCAACGAGUUCACUAGCUUUAUAGGAACAAUAGCUCGAAAACCAAAUAUUCUACCAUUCACUGUCAAGAAUUGGCCCAUACUAAGGAAUAAGAAGAAAGAACUCUGGGAUUAUGUCUUGGUGAGUUACUUAGCUUAUUCAAUCAAAUAAAUAUGAUAAAAAUGUUUCACAAUUGCUUAAUUUUUCCUAUUUGGUUAUUGUUACCAUAUUUUGCAUGACGUAGAUGUUAGCUUGAGCACCUAGAGCAUAUAAAGACCUGAAUUAAGCUAGAAAUGAAAUUAUUCUAAUGUCUACAAGCUGUGACUGGUGGCUGCCUGCUACUGUGGGUGGCUUACUGCCUGCUGCAGCUGGUGGAUGUCUGGCUGCUGCAACUGGUGGAUAGUUGCUUGCUGCCAUAUGUUGGCAGGAGGUGGCUGCCUAGCUGUUGCUAUGGCAGGAAGGUGAUGUGCGGCUUUCUACGUGCUAUGAUGAAAAAGGGAAGAAGUAUAGUAGUAAAUGCAUAUUUGCUCAAAGUUAAAAUAUAAAAAAUCAUUAAAUCAUGCUACUACUCAUAAAAUCUUGUAAAGAUUCCAUGUCUGCCAAUCUGAUUUCGUACGUGUUCUAAACCUAUUUGCAUAUACCUUAAUCCCUUAUUAUUAUACCCUUCUGAACAUGCAUGGUUAAGAUCUCUAAACGUUAGAUAUGUUAGGAGAUUAAUCUUAAAGUUAUAGAUUCAUACAAAAUUAGACUAAGAAAAUUUGAACCAGAUUAAGCCAGGCUAAGAAGAUCAUACCACAUGUUUUUAUUUGUGUUUGCCUAUCUGUGCUUGUUUAGAAAGAACAAUGUCUAUGAUAUUAUUUAAUGAUUCAACCACUCAAUAGUAUUAUAAGGGUUAGGGGAAUUUAUCAACUGUAGUGUAGUCUAAUUGUCCUAGUACAUUAACUUCAAUCGAAUUAAGUUUUCUCAGAAGUCAGAACAUUGUGAUAACCUUAAAUCAUCUCUAAAGUUUUAUAUAAAUAAUACUUAAUAAUGUAAUCUUUCUUACUUGAUGAAUGUUUGGUCCAUUAUCAUGUUGAAAUUUUUGUAUACCAUACUUUUUCAUUGUUGCAUAAACAUUAUAUUGUUGCAUUAAUGAUGGAAGUUGAAAAGAAGCAUGAUAAGGAGGUUGAAGCUAUGCAAAAGAAUUACGAGGAUAAAAGACAACAAGAUAGAAGGGAAAUGGCAAAUGGUCUUCGCUCCUUUUCUCAACUUCAGCAACAAAAUCCUCAAAUGUCUUUUGAUCUAGACAUGUUUGGCUCUUUAUUUUUGAUAGUAAAUUCGAGAAGGAUGGUAAUUCGACUAAGAUGCUUCAACUUCAUUCUUUAGCUUCUACAUCUAAGGUUUAAACCGCUUGAUUUCUAUGCUACGCAAAGUAGUAGAGGUAGAUAUCGACAAAGGUUUUCAUUUUUUUUUCUUUUGGUGCAUUUGAGAGAUAAUAUGAAGUUUAGUUGUUUAUCUAACAAACGAAAUCAUCCAAGCCAUUCUAACUUUUAUUUUAUACAAUUUUUUUUUUUUUUUUUUUUUUUUUUUGUAAUUUUCAUUAUGUCAUUAGUUACGCAUUUAUGUUGCUACAUUUGAAAUAUAUUUAUUCCAGGCAUUUUUUUUAUAGGGAUUGAAUAGUAUGGAAAGUGAGCAAAAAGAAGAUGAAGAAGGCAGCAAGUAAGAAGAAGAACGUGAUGUCAUCAAUCAAUUUGAAUUUGCUUUAAGUUGUACAUUGUUAUUUAUCAUUUGGACACAUUUUUUUCUUCAAUUUAUUAGCUAGACUAAAAGUAUGCCCGCAAUAUACUCCAAAUAGGUUGUUGAGAUGUAUUGGUAUUAAAAACAUGUUGAUAUUUUUUUUUUUUAUAUUUUUUUUUUUUAUAUAUUACAAAUUUUACUACUUUGGAAUCA
Chenopodium quinoa (quinoa) is the source of this 5139-nucleotide messenger RNA. RefSeq lists its product as uncharacterized. The record is from RefSeq and is a predicted model, not a curated record. Lineage: Eukaryota; Viridiplantae; Streptophyta; Magnoliopsida; Caryophyllales; Amaranthaceae. The transcript is spliced from 3 exons. Bases 2602 to 3162 code for a protein of 186 amino acids.